GCUGUUUGUGCUGCUGCUGCUGUGGAGCUCAGACGUCCAGGCUGACAGAAAACAAGAUUCAACAGAGUCUGAUGAUGUCAGGUUGGUGGGAGGAGCCAAUCGCUGUGGAGGUACACUGCAGACUCUGUCAGGCUGCUGAAUGGUUCCAGUCUGUGUUCAGGCAGACUGGAGGUGAAGUCUAACCAGAGCUGGUCCUCAGUGUGUGAAGCUGACUUUGACCAGCAGGAUGCAGAGGUGGUCUGUAGGGAGCUCGGCUGUGGGCCUCCUUCGGUCCUCCAGGGGGCGCUCUAUGGAGCAGUGGAGGCUCCAGUGUGGAGCAAAGAGUUCCAGUGUGGAGGCCAUGAGUCUGCUCUCCUGGACUGUAGAAGCUCAGGCUCAGCUCGAAACAGCUGCUCGCCUGGCAAAGCUGUUGGACUCACCUGCUCAGAACCUGUCAGGUUGGUGGGUCAAGCCAGUCGCUGUGCAGGCAUGCUGGAGGUGAAAGUGGGAAAGUGGAGAACAAUCGAUUAUUUUGACUGGGAACUGAAGGAGGCACAUGUCGUCUGUGAACAUUUGGGCUGUGGCUCUGCAUUUUCUAUACAAUGGAAAAAUGAGCCUUCUGAGAUUUCUGUGUUGAAAAUUGAGCCUGAUUGUGUUCACUCCGGAUCUGCUCUGAGAGACUGUGCAAAAUUAUAUUCCUCUUCCCUAACCCUGAACGUCACCUGCAAAGACCUGCUGGUUCAGCCAAUCAUCUCUGUGUCCUUCAUGAAUGGGGUCUCCAUGGCCCAGCAGCAGGGGCUUCAGGUGUCCAGGGGCUCUAACUUCACCAUCAGCUGCUCCAUCCAGCCACAGUACCCAGGAGGCUCCUUCCAGCUCACCUUCACCUCAUCCAACACGGCGUACAACUACACCCAGCCAGCUGUCAAUCACUCAGCCCACUUCCUGUUUCCUGCUGCAGAGCCCGCCCACCAAGGAAACUACAGCUGUGUUUAUCACGUCUAUAUUUUUUACCAUGACUUGUCCUCUGAGAGCCGCCUGCUGUCUGUCACUGUGUCAGAUCCCAAACACUCAGACGUUGUUAAAGUUGUUGUCAUCACACUGGUCGCCCUGCUGGUCAUUGUAUUCAUGAUACUUGGUCUUCAUCUCUACCGUCAGGUCAGCAGACAGUAGAGCAGUGAGCUGGCUGACCCUACAUGCUCUGCUUGAGCCAUUCGUGGAAGGCCAGGAACAAGUUCAGCCUGCAGAGGAGGACCUCCAAGGAGCUCGAAAGCAUGUUUGGACAGAGCAUGGUACACCAUCUCUUUUGUCCUCCAUCCUCCUGUUUUUGAACCAGAGGUCUGGUCAAAGCUCCAUCCUGAAGAGCCGUCAGUUUUCUUUAGCAGCUGUAAUCAGCAGGGGGCGGGUG
This is a messenger RNA of Oreochromis niloticus (Nile tilapia), 1384 nucleotides long. RefSeq lists its product as uncharacterized. The transcript is spliced from 8 exons. Lineage: Eukaryota; Metazoa; Chordata; Actinopteri; Cichliformes; Cichlidae. Bases 469 to 1149 code for a protein of 226 amino acids. Gene Ontology annotation, cellular component: membrane. The record is from RefSeq and is a predicted model, not a curated record.